Messenger RNA from Cadophora gregata, 771 nucleotides. RefSeq names its product 54S ribosomal protein L4 mitochondrial (gene MRPL4). The record is from RefSeq and is a predicted model, not a curated record. Bases 1 to 771 code for a protein of 256 amino acids. The transcript is spliced from 2 exons. Gene Ontology annotation, biological process: mitochondrial translation. Gene Ontology annotation, molecular function: structural constituent of ribosome. Gene Ontology annotation, cellular component: mitochondrial large ribosomal subunit; mitochondrial ribosome. NCBI's taxonomy places the organism in Eukaryota, Fungi, Ascomycota, Leotiomycetes, Helotiales, Ploettnerulaceae.
AUGUCAACAUCUUCAGUUAUACGGCCCAGCAUAAGGGGUCUUCUAAAAUCCCACCGACCAACACAAUUCCCGCCAACCUUCCUCCUACCUUCCCUCCUCCCUCCUACCCAGCAACAAACCUCCUCCUUCUCCAGUACACCAUCAACCCUCUACCCACGAGACAUGAACCGCGAACGCGGCGUCUCAACAACACGCCGCACUGGCCUCCGCCAACCUCUCUCAGUCUCGAAAACCGAGCUCCCCAAGCCCGUCCUCGAUACCACGAAGCGCACAAAGGUAGCCGUAGACCCCAACCACGGCCUCUGGCAGUUCUUCCACAGCAAGGACAAGCCGAUGAACACGCCUGAGGAGGACGCGGAGCACGGCCGGGCGUGGACGACGGAGGAGCUGAGGAGCAAGAGCUGGGAGGAUCUACAUUCGCUAUGGUGGGUUUGUGCGAAGGAGAGGAAUCGCAUUGCGACGGAGGCGUAUGAGAGGAAAACUCUGAAGGCGGGAUAUGGAGAGGAUGAGUCGAAGACGAGGGAUCGGGUUGUGAGAAUGACACAGAAAGCUAUCAAGCACGCCUUGACGGAGAGGUACUACUCCUGGCAGGAAGCGGAAAUUCUGGCAAGGGACGAUCCUGAGAUUGACCUAUCGGGAGACGGACCAUUGUACACGCCUAUGGAGUUUGAGGAGGAGGAGGUAGGAGAGAGUCUUGAAUCGGAGGUCCAGCCGGAGAUUUCACUGGACACAGGAGCCAAGACGGAGCAGAAGGCUUCACCAACUGCAUAG